AUGCCGACAGUUACUUUGCCGCCAAAAGAGAACGCUCUCUUCAAGAGGAUUUUGCGAUGUUACGAACACAAGCAGUACAGAAAUGGGCUCAAGUUCUGCAAACAAAUUCUAUCCAACCCUAAGUUUGCAGAACAUGGAGAGACCCUGGCGAUGAAGGGACUGACCCUGAACUGUCUGGGGAAGAAGGAGGAUGCCUACGACCUGGUGAGAAGAGGCCUGCGCAAUGACCUCAAGAGUCACGUCUGCUGGCAUGUAUAUGGACUACUGCAGCGUUCGGACAAGAAGUACGACGAGGCCAUCAAGUGUUACCGCAACGCUCUGAAGUGGGACAAGGACAACCUGCAGAUCCUCCGAGACCUGUCCCUGCUGCAGAUCCAGAUGAGAGACCUGGAGGGCUACAGGGAGACACGGUACCAGUUGCUGCAGCUGCGUCCAGCGCAACGGGCCUCCUGGAUCGGCUACGCUAUCGCCUAUCACCUCCUGGAAGACUACGAGAUGGCUGCAAAGAUCAUUGAGGAGUUCCGGAAAACACAACAGACGUCUCCAGACAAAGUGGACUACGAGUACAGCGAGCUCCUGCUGUACCAGAACCAGGUGCUGAGGGAAGCAGGCCUGUACAAGGAGGCCCUGGAACAUCUGUCCAACUACGAGAAGCAGAUCUGUGAUAAACUGGCUGUGGAGGAGACACGAGGAGAGUUGCUGUUGAAGUUGGAGCGUCUGGAUGAGGCGACACAAGUCUACCGCCGUCUGCAGGAGAGAAAUCCUGAGAACUGGUCCUAUUACCGUGGCUUGGAAAAUGCUUUAAAGCCCGGCGGUGUAGAAGACAGACAAAAGAUCUACGAAGACGCCUGGGAGAAGUUCCCCAAAGGACUGGUUCCUCGCCGGCUGCCCCUCAACUUCCUCUUGGGUGAGAAGUUCAGAGAGUGUCUGGACAGGUAUCUGCGGUUGAACUUCAGUAAAGGCUGUCCGCCCGUCUUCACCACCCUCAAAUCACUGUACAACAACAAAGAAAAGGUGGCAAUAAUAGAGGAGUUGGUGGUCAGCUAUGAAACGACAUUAAAAAGCUGUCGAAUGUACAACCAGAACGAUGACGGUAAAGAGGAACCACCGACCACAUUGCUCUGGGUGCAGUACUUCCUGGCACAGCACUACGACAUGAUUGGCCAACAGACACUGGCUCUAGAUUACAUCAACGCAGCCAUCGAGAGCACGCCGACGCUCAUCGAACUCUUCCUCAUCAAAGCCAAGAUUUACAAGCAUGCUGGGAACAUCAAAGAGGCUGCUCAGUGGAUGGAUGAGGCCCAGGCUCUGGACACCGCCGACAGAUUCAUCAACUCAAAGUGUGCCAAGUACAUGCUGAAGGCUGGCAUGGUGAAAGAGGCCGAGGAAAUGUGCUCCAAGUUCACACGGGAGGGAGCGUCUGCAGUAGAGAACCUGAACGAGAUGCAGUGCAUGUGGUUCCAGACGGAGUGUGCACUCUCCUACAAGUCCAUGAACAAGUUUGGGGAUGCCCUCAAGAAGUGUCACGAGAUUGAAAGGCAUUUUGUGGAGAUCACAGAUGACCAGUUUGAUUUCCACACCUACUGCAUGAGGAAGAUGACGCUACGCUCCUACGUGGAUCUACUGAAGCUGGAGGACGUGCUGCGGAUGCAUCCCUUCUACUACAAGGCUGCCAUCAGCGCCAUCCAGAUCUACCUGAGCCUCCACGACAAUCCCCUGACUGAUGACAGCAAGGAGCUGCAGGCCGACACCGCUAACCUCUCGGACAAAGAGCUGAAGAAGCUGAGGAACAAGCAGCGGAGAGCCCAGAAGAAGGCGCAGCUGGAGGAGGAGAAGAAGAACGCAGAGAAAGAAAAGCAGCUUAAGAACCAGAAGAAGAAGAAGGAGGAUGAUGACGAGGAGAUCGGAGGGCCGAAGGAGGAGCUAAUACCUGACAAGCUGGUCAAGGUAGAAAAUCCACUGGAAGAAGCGGUCAAGUUCCUGAUGCCUCUCAAACACCUGGUCAAGGACAAAAUAGACACACACCUACUGGCCUUCGAGAUCUACUUCAGGAAAGAAAAAUACCUGUUGAUGCUCCAAUCAGUGAAGAGGGCGUUGGCCAUUGACCCAGACCACCCAUGGUUACACCAGUGUCUAGUACGCUUCUUUAAAGGAGUGUCUGAUAGCAAUGAUCUGCCGGAGGGGGUCAGGACUGUGCUGAAGCAGGAGAUAACCCGGCUGUUCGGAGACAGCAACGCCACAAGCUUCAACCAGGCCUACCUCACCAAGCACUCUAACUCCAUACCACACCGACUGGCUGCUGCUAAGAUGAUGGUGUAUCUGGACUCCUCGACUGAAAUGAAGGCGACAGAGCUGGCCACUGCACUAGAUGAGUCACUCAACAACAGGACCAUACAGAUCUGCACAGAGGUCCUGGACUGUCUUCGGGGUGCCGUGCUGGGCGACUGCAAGGAGCGUGCCGAGUCGUACCGCGCAGAGUGUCGCAAGCUUUACCCCUACACGUUAGCUUUCACACCUCCAGGAUACGAGGAGAACACAAAGAUAGCCAACGGUGACGUUUCCAUGGAAACUGAGGAGCUAGCCAAUGAGAUGUGAGCGUGCGACAGAACAACAGCGGAUGAGAAAAGGAAUUGGGCCAAGCACGAAGCCUUGUGGUACGCCUGGCAGCCAUUUUGUAGAGCCAGACACGGGAAGCGAAAAUGGGUGUUUCGUUCUAUUGGCUCAGCUUAAUCGGGUCUGUCCUGGCAUGGCUUGGCUCUCUCCCACAUGGUGAAAAUCAGGACUGUGUGUGUGUGUGUGUGUGUGUGUGUGUGUGUGUGUGAUGAGAGCAUGUGUGCGGUUGUGUAUAUUUGUGGGAAGCGGGGGGGGGGGUAGAAGAUAACAGAAUGGCCAUUUUACUUUUUUAAUAUUGCUGAAAACCAAGCUGAAUAUGAAAAUAAACAAUAGUUAUUGGCAAACUGUCGGGAGAAACCACAACGGACUGACAUGGACUGUCGGAUUCCUCGGAGAUGAUCAAUAACGGUAGCAGUAACCACUCGACACGCCUACCGAAUACCGAUUUCCCCCUAUUUUAAAAAAGGUAAUUUAAAUGAAAACAGGACGCAGCUGUCACUUUGGGACGAGAGACUGAGCUGAGUGGAUCUGAUCUAUGGCAGAUCUGUAGGAAGCUGAGCAGGAAGAGUUACAGAGGACCCGAAGUAGAUGGCGAGGGCAUCCCGCGACCACCGGCCUUUCUGCAGCUACUGUAACGCUCCAGUUAACUGCUGAUCUACAUGUGGCAGUGCAGCAAACUGAGGAAGGCCUGAUCUCUGCAGGGGCACAGCACCAAGAACGUCACCUCGCAUGUGAACAGUUUUUUUUGUUGUUUUUUGGUCAGACUGUGCUUCCCUCACUAUUCCUGGUUAAAUUUGGGAAUAUGUAAUCCUCUGUCUGUUCAUAUGGAGCAUCUUGUAGCACAGAUUUAAAAACUGUAAAGGUUGUGUGUUGUGCUCCUUUUCAAAUACAAUGCUACUCUAACAUUUUUACAUAGUUCUGAGAGUUGGAUAGAUCUAAGCAAUACAAUAGACCCCUUCCUGUCCAUAAUGGAUCAAUGAAACACAUUAUUGAUGAUGAGCAUUUGUAGAUCUGGUUGGAGUGGUUCCACUGAGCCUCCUGGCAGAGUCACUUGUGUUGUUGCUGUUGUCACUGUUAGAAAUGGUUUUAUCUGCAUGCGCACAGGGACUCCAACAGUCAGAGUGGAAACAUCGUACUUCAGAGGGCUCUUCUCUGCUAAUUAAAAUGGCUUCUCUUAAGGUCAGAGUUCAGUAUCCAUGCCCGUUGCCCGAGGUGACAGAAGUGAAACUGUUACAUGGCGAGUAAACGUAUGAGCAUCUGGAAUUUGUUUUAUUUCUUCCUUUUUCCCCCAAUAAUCUUUUCUUUCCCCUUUUCCUCUAAUUUGGGUUCUAAUGUGAAAGAUGAAAUCUGAGAUGGCGAUGUAUGAUAUCUCUGGAUUUUUGUAUUAAAACCAAACGAAAGAAAACAA
Molecule: messenger RNA, 4021 nt
Organism: Cottoperca gobio
Lineage: Eukaryota; Metazoa; Chordata; Actinopteri; Perciformes; Bovichtidae
Gene: naa15b
Product: N-alpha-acetyltransferase 15, NatA auxiliary subunit b
Exons: 20
Coding region: 1-2595 (864 amino acids)
Biological process (GO): N-terminal peptidyl-methionine acetylation
Cellular component (GO): cytoplasm; NatA complex
Molecular function (GO): protein binding
Source: RefSeq, a predicted model, not a curated record